Molecule: messenger RNA, 6144 nt
Organism: Cyanistes caeruleus (blue tit)
Lineage: Eukaryota; Metazoa; Chordata; Aves; Passeriformes; Paridae
Source: RefSeq, a predicted model, not a curated record
AUGGCUGUUAUUCAUUCCCAUGGUAUCUUGUUUUGGACAGGAAUAACAAACCUAUAUGGAAGAGAGAAAAGCUAUAUCACUGAAUUGUUUCCUUGUUGUAGGUUAACAAAGCCCUUGUCAUUUGCGGAUUGUGUUGGGGAUGAAUUGCCAUGGGGAUGGGAAGCCACGUAUGACCCUCAGAUUGGUGUAUACUAUAUUGAUCACAUAAACCAAACAACACAAAUAGAAGAUCCCAGGAAACAAUGGCGGCAAGAACAAGAGAGAAUGUUAAAAGAUUAUCUUACAAUAGCCCAGGAUGCUCUCAGUACCCAGAAGGAGCUGUACCAGGUGAAAGAACAGAGACUAGCACUUGCACUGGAUGAGUAUGUACGGUUGAAUGGUGCCUACAAAGAAAAAUCAAGCUCUCGUACAAGCUUGUUUUCAGGCUCUUCAUCAAGCACAAAAUAUGACCCUGACAUUCUGAAGGCUGAAAUCUCCACUACAAGAUUAAGGGUUAAGAAGCUGAAGAGAGAACUCUCUCAGAUGAAGCAAGAGCUGCUGUACAAGGAGCAGGGCUUUGAAACACUGCAACAAAUUGACCAAAAAAUGUCUGGAGGCCAGAGUGGGUAUGAACUGUGUGAGGCCAAAGCCAUCCUGAAGGAACUGAAGUCCAUCAGAAAGGCGAUCAGUUCAGGCGAGAGAGAAAAGCAAGAUUUAAUGAAGAGUCUUGCAAAGCUGAGGGAAAAAUUCAAUGUCGACCAAACCACCGAAACAUCUGAAGCAGACUUGAGUUCCAGCUCUGUAAACUCCCAGCUGUGUUUUCCUAGGCAAACUCUGGAUACAGGGUCUCAGACUGACAUUUCUGGUGAGAGUGGAGCAAGAAGUAUAUCGAAUUUAGCAGAGAAGGUCAGACUCAGUCUGCAGUACGAAGAGGCCAAGCGAAGCAUGGCUAAUUUGAAGAUUGAACUCUCUAAGCUAGAUAGUGAAGCCUGGCCUGGAGCACUGGAUGUGGAAAAGGAAAAACUGAUGUUAAUCAAUGAAAAAGAAGAGCUUCUAAAGGAGCUCCAGUUUAUUACACCACGCAAACGUACUCAAGAUGAGCUAGAGCAGCUAGAAGCAGAAAGGAAGAGGCUUGAGGACGAGUUGGUGUCUGUGAAAAGCACACCCAGUCAAGCACUUGCUGAAAGAUUAAAAUUGGAGGAGAGAAGAAAAGAGUUGGUACAGAAACUUGAAGAAACGACAAAGUUAACUACCUAUUUGCAUUCACAGCUUAGGAGCCUCUCAGCUAGUACGCUGUCUGUGUCUUCAGGGAGCAGUUUGGGAUCCCUGGCAUCCAGCCGGGGAUCUCUGAACACAUCAAGCAGAGGGUCGCUAAACUCGCUCAGCUCCACGGAUCUCUACUAUAACCAAGGCGAUCAAAUUACAGAUUUGGACUAUCAGUACAAACUUGAUUUCAUAUUACAAGAAAAAACUGGUUACAUUCCUUCGGGACCUAUCACUACUAUUCAUGAAAAUGAAGUGGUCAGCUCCCAUGGGAGACUUGGUUACAGUGACUCUCCUUCAGCUGCAGACCAUCCCAAAUUGACUGAACCUCCCAAAUCUGUGACAUCACUGUCUUCCAGAUCCUCACUCUCCUCCUUGUCCCCCCCAGGCUCCCCUUUAGUUUUAGAAGCUGCAUUUUCAGCUCAAAAUUCCCCUCUGCAUCAUCUCACUACAGACUUUGAAGACUCUGACCUUUCAGGUGAUUUUGCAGGCAUUAGCUUCUGUGAGAACCAAAUAUUACUGGACUCUGAAGCCAGAGCAGGAUCUCAGAUUCCUACAGAUGAUAAAGAUCUAAACGUUAGGCAGCCUUCUCUACAUGAAGGAAGUUCAGGCGGUGAUUUACCAAGAAGAACAGCUGGUCAUCUGCUUGAGGAGAAAACAGCUUGUGUAUCUGCUGCUGUGUCUGAUGAGUCUGUAGCUGGAGAUAGUGGUGUAUAUGAAGCUUCUCUGAAACAAUCAAACGAAACUGAGGACGUUGUAUAUAGUGAAGAUGAUACAACAAUUCUAGAGGCUGCUCAGGUACAAAUAGGACUCAGAUAUGACCACAGCAAUUCAAGUUUCGUGAUAAUCAUAGUACGGCUUAGAAACCUUCCAGCGUUUUCUGUCCCCCUCGGCUCUAAGUUGUAUAUUAGAGUAGCAGUCCUUCCAUCCUCCACUGAUAUCAGCUGUCUGUUCCGCACUAAAGUUCAUCCUGCCAUGGAAACCAUUUUAUUCAACGAGAUAUUCAGAGUAGCCAUUUCUCAAGUAACACUGCUGCAGAAGACACUGAGAGUAGAUGUUUGUGCUGUCAGUAGAAGUCGUCAGGAAGAAUGCUUGGCUGGGACUCAGAUCAGCCUGGCAGAUUUAUCACUUUCUGAUGAGACCUGUACUCUGUGGUACAACCUGUUGUCUUGCAAGCAGACACCUGGCAAAAAACCCAAGGAACUAAAUGACGAACACAUGUUUCUGUUAGGCAAGCAAUCAGAGUCAUUGGACUCACUGGACUUGGAUGCUGUGUCAGCUCUGCUGGAGAGGACAUCUGCUGAGCUGGAAGCAGUAGAACAAGAGCUGGCUGAAGAUGAGGAGAAGGAACAAGAGCAAAGAGCCUCUGAGGAAGACUGGCUAGAGAUGCUUGCAGAGGCCUCUGAUGAAAUUGUGGAUGAAGAGGAAGAUGGCAUUAAGCUGGAAGCAGAAGGUGACUGUAAUGAUGACAUGGGGUUACUCAUGGAUGCACCAAAAAUGAAUGAAGACAAGAACAGAGAGGACAGUGAGGAGGCCCAGGAAAGCCAGCAAGCUGCUGUAAUUCUAACCCUGGUGGAUAAAGAGACUAACACUGAGGAACUGGUUAACGAGAACACAGCAGUCCGACCCAAGGACAGAGGCAGCUGGAGCUCCAGACAGCGUCCCUUUGUCAGGAACAGCAUGAUAGUGCGCUCCCAAACCUUCUCUCCAGGCGAGCGGAACCAAUACAUCUGCAGGUUGAAUCGCAGCGACAGCGACAGCUCCACACUAGCCAAGAAGUCUCUCUUUGUGAGAAACGCCACAGAACGACGGAGCCUGAGAGUUAAACGGCCUGUGUUAAAAAAUGACUGCCAAAAAACCCGCACCAAAAUAUCUACUUCCCUGGACUUGCUGGAUCUCCAGGCGUCACGCACAAGGCAGAAUCGUCUGAAUGAUGAGCUCCAGGCCUUGAGGGACCUCAAACAAAAGCUUGAGGAGAUAAAAGGCAGAGGAGAGGCAGACCUUCCUCUGUGUGUGCUAGAGGAUGAACGUUUCCAGAAACUCUUGAAACAAGCUGAAAAACAGGCUGAACAGUCAAAAGAAGAGGAGAAACAAGGUUUAAGUGCUGAGAAAUUGAUGAGGAAAGCUUCUAAGGAUGUGUGCCGGCUACGGGAGCAGAGCCAGAAAGUGCCACGGCAGGUGCAGUCAUUCAGGGAGAAGAUAGCAUACUUCACAAGAGCAAAGAUCAGUAUACCAGCCCUUCCAGCUGAUGAUGUAUAAUUAUGCAUUUUCAUUGAAGUGUUUUUCCACUUAUUCAUCUCUUUUCAGAUGAGCUUUGUAGUUCCAGUAAUGUGCUUUCAAAGAUCUUGUAUUUUACAGUCACUAUUGAUAUGUUUAUUUGUGAAGUAUAGUGAACUUAACUGUUGUAAGCUUAAAAAAUUGCAAAAAAACCCCAACAAACAGAAAACCAAAGUAGAAUAAUUUUGGUAUACUGAUGCUGAUUUUGUACAGUUUGUGUGUAUCGCAUCUGUUUUUAUUUUGUAAAGAUGGAACAAAGGAACAAAGGCAGUACUAAGCAUGUAUCCUGUUGAACUGCACUGUGUUGAGAAAAAUUAUGUUCAACAGACAAUUUCUUAUCUUUUCACUAUUUUCAUGUGAGCAGACUGUGAAAAUGGCUGUUCUGCCAUGUAAUACUUUUGUACAAGAGUGUAACUUUUAUAGUUUAAAGUUAGCCACAAGCAUAAGCUCCUUUCCAAAACAUCCAGACUGCCUCACAACAGCUGCUGAUUAGAUUCAUUACCCACAGUGUAAUUUUGUUUUUGAAAAUAAUUUUUUUCUGGUUUUGUUUUUUAAUACUUUGUAGGAAGACAUGGAAUUCAGAGUUUAGUUUUGUGAAUGUACAGUACUUUAACCUGCACUAAAAGGUUUCUUGCAUCUGCGGGAGAGUAAGAAAAGCAAGGCAGACAAGUAACCCUAAAAACUUACUUUGAGACUACCAAAAGGGGCAGCUGCUUUCUGAACAAGAUGAAUCAAAUUCAUAAUACUAACAUUGAAAUUUAAAUAGUUAUACCCACUGUGCUCUUGAAACAGAGUUUUUCUCUGUUAAUCAUUUGUCCUAGGGGGGCUGUCUGGUCACCAGCUAGGAAUACAUGAAGGAGUGCGCUAGGUUUACAGAUCUGAAGAUGCUUCAUUAAAGUAUUUAUACCAGAAAAAAAAUAUCUCACAUGCUAACUCAGAUAUCAGAAGUCCUGUUGGUAAGGUAAACCCCUUCUGAAAAAGAAAAGCUCCUUACUAGACCUCUGCACAAAUUAUGGUACAAUAAAUAACAAUUUUUAAAAUUUACAAUUGACCCUGUAUGCAAUUGGGGGUGCACAGGUUUAAUGAAUAUAUGUGAACUACUUGUUUCAAAUAUGUCUUACAUGCUUCUUCCUAGCAGGCUGCUUCAUCAGAAGGCAACUUGGAUGCCUUCCAUUAGAAGUUCAGAACAUUGGAUGUAGGUGUUCAAGCAGUCCUGGCUUGGUAAAGCAGUUGGGAUCAUCUUCUGUAGGUACUGUGUAAGUAGGUGGAUAUUGCAGAGAACAGAAAUAUUUCAUAUUCUGCUUAGUGUGUUGCACUCAGAUGUAUUUCAUUCACUGGCUACGGUUUUCUUCCCCAAGCAACAAGACACAUUGCAUGGACUUCAUUUUUCAGAAAUGAUAUAAUUAUUUGGUCAGCAAAUGGAAACAAUAUAACCACAAUAUGGUAGCAGCUGUCUUAGAUUCCAAGUGACAGUUCUGUAAUGACAGGUCUGUGUAACACCCAAGGGUUUUCUUAUGCACAAAUACAGCAGUUCACUAAAAUAUAAAGCCAAACAUGCUAUUUUGAGCAAGAUGACUGAUCAAGCAUCCUUUAUGAAUGCCCCAUUUGUUUUUUGUGUCUUGGGUUUGAGAUAAUAUUCAUGUUUGAAAGGUCAGUUUAAAAAAGAAUCUGGAAUUAUUUAAUGUAGAGGUGAAAUGAAGGUUGACAGUUUCAGCUUCUCAAUUUGAUUAUAUAAGGUGUUUGUAGAAUGAUGUUUAGAGGUCUACUUUAUGAUUUUUCUUUUAUUUAUUUACAGUCUUAUUUAUGUUCUGUUUAAUAUAGUUCAGUUCUGGCCAUAAAAAUAUAUGUCAUUAAGGAUGCUAUUGUGAAAAAUACAUAGAGGCGUCUAAAUUCUUGCCCAGUUAGCUGUUUUUUCUCAAAUGUUGAAUAAUUUUCAAAAAAAAAAAAAGUAUUAUUGUCUGAUUUGUAAGCAUAAGGUGAAUUCAAAACUUAAGUAUUGCCGGCUUCAGCUUACAAAACUCCUUUAAAAACGAGAGACUUAGACAUAGUCUUCAUACUCUUAAUUUUCCAGAAUGGUAAAGUUGAACAUAUUUAUAGGCAGCUUUUGACAAUUCUGGAUUUGGAGUUUGGGGGGUUUUUUACUAAUUUAGCAUGUCACACUUGAAACACUCAAUGGAAUAAGCUAAAACAAUACAAAUAAAUAAACUCCCGUAAGUUUAAAGUGAUAAAUAUUACUCCUGAAGUGAAAUUUACCCUGCACAGCAGGGUAUAGCGAAUGUAAUUAAUUCUAUUGCCAGGUACCAAUGUCACUGCAGUUGCAUAUAUCAAAAUGUAAAUAUUACUGGUACAAGAAUAUUUAGCCAAAUGAGCAAAGUUUAGCAGAAAUUGUAAUAGAACACAAAUCAAAUAAUUUUAAGAUUAUUUUUCUUUUUACUAUUGCUAUGUUUAUACUGUAUCAAAUAUUGAAUGCUCAGGACUGAACUAAAUAUUUAAUCAGGUUAUAUUCUGAAUGUGUUUCUGUUCUAAUUUUGUCUGUAAGAGUAUGCAAGUACAUUACAUAGAUUAACUUGUCUCUGCACUUUUCAUGUGUUUCAGUGAUUGGAAAAUACAUUUUUUUUAACAAAG